UCUUCUUCUUGUUAGUGUCAGCAAAAAAAACUCGAGCCGGUCUUUAAUUACGAGCCGCACGAAUUGAGGAUUGGGCGAACGCGCAUGCGCAUAGAGAAAGAAGAAGAAGGGAAGAAAAUGAGCUUGGAAGUGAGAGGUGAAGUGUCCCUCUUUCGGAGCACUAGUCGACUUUGUUUUUAAAGCAUCGAUAGCUCAUGACAUGACUUCGAUUGUUGUGGAUACUUGACCUUUAUUUAUUUAUUUAUUUGCCAAAAAAGGAAGAAGAACAAAAACAAACAAAAAAGAAUAAUAAUCACGAAUGAAAAUAGACAAGUCAUGGAGGGACUGAGCGGGAACUGUCCUGCCUCUCAUUGCAGGGAGCUGAUCUCUCACCCCGGACUAGGGCGACACUCUGGGACUAUUAUGCCCCACCAGGGCUCGAUUUACCCCGAUAUCUCCUCUCCUGAAGGCGGAAGGCAAUGUCCAGGGCCUCAGACACCCUCCUCCGGGGCAUCUCUGGGUUAUAAUUACCCUUAUUCCUACUACGAAUGCCGUUUGAGUCAUUCUCACGGUGUUAAUGUGCAGAAGCCGUGCUCUUAUCACCCCGCUGAGAAAUACCCCGAGCACGGGGAAGAGCUCUCCAACCGAGCUAAAGAACUGGCUUUUUACCCGGGUUUUGCCGGCUCUUACCAAACCGUCCCGGGAUAUCUGGAUAUGGCGGUGAUGCCGGGAAUCGGUGCUCAUCCAGAAGUGCGGCACGAGAGCUUAAUCCCUGUGGAUGGAUAUAAUCACUGGGCAUUGAGCAACGGAUGGGAUGGACAAGUGUGUUUUUCCAAAGAGCAGAGUCAGCAGAGCCACCUCUGGAAGUCACCUUUCCCAGAAGUUGUGCCACUGCAACCUGAAGUCAGCAGCUACCGCCGAGGCCGCAAGAAGCGCGUGCCUUACACCAAGAUCCAGCUAAAAGAGCUCGAGAAGGAGUACGCGGCCAACAAGUUCAUCACCAAAGAUAAAAGACGACGGAUCUCCACCAUGACUAACCUCUCAGAGAGACAAGUUACCAUCUGGUUUCAGAACCGACGUGUAAAGGAAAAGAAAACCGUCUGCAAGUCAAAGUCAAGUGCCCACAUGCACGCUACCUGAGGAGAGGCCAAUCUGUAAAAAUAAAACAGAAAACAAAAAUAAACAUUUUAAACAUGCAGAUUAAUAACCCCUUAUUGAUAUCAUCUAUUAAUGUAUUCAUGACAUAGUUAAUUUUGGUAAAUUGUGAUUAUCCCAGCCACCUGGAAAUUAGCAUUGUGCAACUUCAAACCGACAAACCCCCAUAAUCAGUAAUUCAUAUUCGAGUAGUUGCAAACUAAUGGAACCAGUUUCCUUCCAAAAACAAACAAACAAACAAACAAACAAACAAACAAAAACACAAAGAAAGCAGGCAAACAAACAAAUAAAUAAAUUAAAAUAAAAUAAAAUAAUUAAUUCACGCUCUUUUAUCAUUUAUCAGAUAAGGUCUGGUAAACAUUUCCCCAUGGCCUCAAUGCAAAAGACAAUUUUUAAAAGUAUCAGUGGUUUUAUUUGUAUAAAGGAAAAUCAAACUGGGGUUUUCUUGUUACUUGUUUCCUAAAACUUCUCACUCGUGUGUGAAGGUUCUGGUGAAAAUCAGGGGGUUUUGGGGACGAAGUCAGCGCGCGCUGCUUUAAUUCAUUCCUAUGAAACCAAGUUUGAAGUGAGAAGUGGUUGAAAAAAAAAACAACCCUAUAAUAUUCAGAAAACUCAAGGUUUUUUUUUUUAGAAAAAAGCUCAGUGUCUCGUGUUGGACCGGAAAUGUGCAGGUCUGCAAGGCUGCGUCUGUGAUAUUGUACAGUGCCAUGCAUAACUAUUAUUUAAUUAUAUAUAAGACUCUCUCGUGCGACAUGAGGUGUAAAUUGAUAUUAUUUUAUCGUGUAUUUUAUGUCAAUCUCGUUUAUUUUCUCAUUUGAAAGAUGUUUCUCUGUCAUGAAACUGGAAUGUUUUGUUAAUGCCUUGUGGAUAUUAAAGAGUAUUGCUUAUUAAUGCAUAAUUUCUAUUUGGUUAUGUAGCGUGUCUUUGUGUGUGUGUGUGUGUGUGUGUGUGUGUGUGUGUGUGUGUGUGUGUGUGUGUGGACGUCUUCAUAUGUAAUUUUAUAAAGUUUAUAGUCUAAAUGUUGCACAUAUUCUCAUUUAUUCAGAACACAUGAGCUGAAAUAAAUAUUACACACUAACAAUAAUAAGACAUAACAGUGGAGCAAAACACAUUCUGUGUAACUCUCUGUGUAGGAAAGU
Ictalurus punctatus (channel catfish) is the source of this 2273-nucleotide messenger RNA. Its product is annotated as homeobox protein Hox-C13a. NCBI's taxonomy places the organism in Eukaryota, Metazoa, Chordata, Actinopteri, Siluriformes, Ictaluridae. Gene Ontology annotation, biological process: regulation of transcription by RNA polymerase II. The transcript has 2 exons. Bases 316 to 1119 code for a protein of 267 amino acids. The record is from RefSeq and is a predicted model, not a curated record. Gene Ontology annotation, molecular function: RNA polymerase II cis-regulatory region sequence-specific DNA binding; DNA-binding transcription factor activity, RNA polymerase II-specific.